GUCGAGUGACUUGACGUUUAUUUAACUUUUAAGACGUGGAGUGACUCCUUUUAAUGUUUUUGUAUAUAUACUUUUUAUUAACUUGUAUUAAGUGAAAACACAACAAUUUAAUUAAUGGCUGAACAACCAAGAACAAUGCCAAGUGAAUGAAAGUGUGACAGGGACGAAGUAUAUACAAGAUUUAUAAAUCAAUAUUUGAAUUUAACGUUGGUUAUGACAAGCAAUAUAACAGGUACCUGGUUUCCUUCUGGUUUCCAUGGUUAUACCAAAAUCGCUGAGUCUCGGAAUGAUGUAAAUACUUUAUAUCGGCAACUAGCCAAACCUCUUCCACCAAACAAAUUCAUGUGGAGAGUAACGCAACCCCCGUCAAAACAUGUUUUUUCCAUUCAUGAUAACCGAAAGGCAUUUAAAGGGGAUGCUCAUAUCUUUGGCAAGGGUUUGGGUCGAAAACACAUAGACUCAGCAUAUUACUGUUCUUAUGAUGGAGUAUUGCCACGGAAAUUUGAUACAACUCACUUGGAUUCUUCGUGGCCUUACCUUUCAACCUAUAAAAAGACGUUCCACCUGGAUCACCACAAAUAUCCCCCACCAAAUAUUUUUCAUGUGACAGCAUCAACUUUACAUAACCAGCGAUACGGAAUAACUACAUAUCAAAUUUCACAUGGUAAUGCAAAUCCUUACGACGAAUUCAUUCAAAAGAAGGAGCAAGAUUUGGGUCACAAGUGUAAACCACCUUUUCAGCGUCCCAAAACUGCUCCCCCCAUUCUUCAGGAAAGUGUUGCUCUGUGUUUAAGGUGGGAGAAACCUCAUGUACAACGGCCUGCUAAAGAGAAUGCUUCUACAUCUACAACAUCUUUAAUAGUAUCAAAAGACAAAGCCACUCAGAUCUGAAGGUUUGAAAGUUCUCUCAUCUUAAUUAAACAUAGGAAAAUAGAAAUUGUGAAAUAUAAUUUGACAAUAUAUAUUUUUUUUAUUGGUGAUAGAAAAACUGUGUAUCUUUACACAAUGUGAAUAAAAUAAAUAGAUCAAUUGUUUUUCUUUGAAAACUGAUAUCAGCAGAGAAGAGAUAGGUUUGGAAACAUUAAUGAAAUCAUUGACAACUUAUAAUAUGUGUCUAAAAUUGAUCCUUCUGAUUAAAAAUUAUAAAUGUUUA
This is a messenger RNA of Octopus sinensis (East Asian common octopus), 1153 nucleotides long. RefSeq lists its product as uncharacterized. The transcript has 4 exons. The record is from RefSeq and is a predicted model, not a curated record. Lineage: Eukaryota; Metazoa; Mollusca; Cephalopoda; Octopoda; Octopodidae. The coding region runs from base 214 to 891 and encodes 225 amino acids.